Messenger RNA from Frankliniella occidentalis (western flower thrips), 504 nucleotides. RefSeq names its product hormone receptor 4-like. NCBI's taxonomy places the organism in Eukaryota, Metazoa, Arthropoda, Insecta, Thysanoptera, Thripidae. The transcript has 2 exons. The record is from RefSeq and is a predicted model, not a curated record. The coding region runs from base 56 to 220 and encodes 54 amino acids.
UGCCCUCCCAGCGCGCGGGGGCGCGAGCGAGCUGGAGACCAUCCAGGAGCGCUACAUGACCUGCCUGAAGACUUACGUAGACAACCAGUUCCCCCAGCAGCCGUGCAGAUUCCACGAUCUGCUCGUCCGUCUGCCAGAGGUGCAGUCGGCGGCGGCGCUAUUGCUGGAAAGCAAAAUGUUCUACGUGCCGUUCCUCCUCAACUCAGCCAUUCAACGGUAGUGCAGGAGGGGACGGAUUUUAUUUUAUCUUGCUGUGAUGUGAUUGUAAAAAGAACCAUUUUGUGGCUUAUAUUUUGAGAAAGUGAUGUGAGUGUGUAUGUGUGAGUGCGUAUGUAUGUAUGUAAGUAUGUAUGUAAGUAUGUAUGUAUGUAUGUAAGUAUGUAAGUAUGUGUGUGUGAAGGCGCCGUACUGGGCGGCCCCAUCAUCUCAUUGUAAGUUAUGUCAUGCAUCAUCCACAGAAUGGGCCGCCUGAUUUGUACAUAGUAUAAAUUGUAUAAAUAUAUA